AUGACUAUAAAGCACCUCUCUGUGGAGUAUGACAGGAAGAAUGAGCGAGGGACCUUCUCUCCCGGGGAGAUCAUCUCAGGGAGAGUCACGGUAGUGAGCAGCAGCGACACCAAAGUGCAGCGUUUGCUGGUCACAGCAAAAGGAAAAGCCGAGGUGAAGUGGUAUGAACAGGAUGGGCAAAGUCAGUUGAUCCACAGUGACAAGAAAACAUACUUUUACUAUGAAUGCAUCCUACUCCAGGAUAAAAAAGGCGAUGGUUCUGAAAUCAUUGGCGCAGGGAAAAAUGUGUACUCAUUCACCUUUGAGAUCCCAAAUCGAGAGAUGCCGUCAUCUUACAAGGGGAAAUGGGGCAAAAUCACGUAUAGUUUGCAAGCAAAGUUGACCAAGUCAAUUUGGCAGGUACACAAAGCCAGGACUGAGUUUCCUUUUCUUACCAAGUCAGAAUUCCCCUUUGUUUCAAAGUCUGAAAUGAUCAUCGUGCAACUGAAGGAGGCACAAUAUGGGACCAGGAUUUCAUUCUGUGGCUCUGGGAAAGUCACGAUGCAUGUUACCUCAGGGAAAAUGGGCGUAAAACAAGGGGAAACAGUGGAAGUGAGUGCAGAGGUGGCGAACAACUCAGCCUACCCAGUAACACCUACAUUUUACCUAUGUGAGAAGCAGACGUUUGUUGCUCAGUCAAAGAGGAUAGUACACACGAAUGACAUCCUGUUUGCAACAGGAGGCGCCGUCCCAGCAGCGAGCAGUCAGAUUAUAACCAGAGCUCUGAGUCUCCCUGCACAUCUUCUUCCCACCUUCCUCAACUGUCCCAUGAUGAGGCUAGAGUACAGCAUCAAGGUUACUCUUGAUGUCCCACUGGCAAGAAACUCCGAGAUCAAACUACCCCUGAUCACCCUGCUGGGCUCCCCGAAACCACCUGAGCAGGAGCAGAAGAAGAGAUCCACUUGGCCGAGAUAGUGUCCUGGCUAAGCCACCACACUCCGAGAUGCUGGGACAGCCUUCCAGAGGAUCUGAGAGGAGCUGAAAACAUUGAUAUCUUUAAAUGUAAACCAAAAACACAUCCAUUCUGUC
This is a messenger RNA of Lampris incognitus (smalleye Pacific opah), 1068 nucleotides long. Its product is annotated as arrestin domain-containing protein 3-like. The transcript is spliced from 7 exons. Gene Ontology annotation, biological process: protein transport. NCBI's taxonomy places the organism in Eukaryota, Metazoa, Chordata, Actinopteri, Lampriformes, Lampridae. Gene Ontology annotation, cellular component: plasma membrane; cytoplasm. The record is from RefSeq and is a predicted model, not a curated record. Bases 1 to 954 code for a protein of 317 amino acids.